CCUCAUUCGAGGGGAAAAUUCUCUCAUUUCGUUCACAAUCAGAUAUGGAGUAACAACCUCAAGACACGCAUCGCUCGAACUACCAACUAAUCAAUUUAUUGGAGGUAUUUUGUCAACAGCACUUAACUCUCACGAGGGUCAAUGCUGAGUUCAGAUUUCUACAGCUUUAGGUGUUGCCGAUUUGAAGGUUUUUCAGGGCAUCUCUGUCGCUAAAAUAGGGGAGUGUAACGUGAGACAAUGGAGGACGAUACUCAAGAUAAAAUCCAUGAGGGAUAUCUCAUCACAGGAGAGCAGAAGAAUGUCGAUGGGGGAUCCACUGUUGAUUUCAAGAAACGGAAUAAGGUCUACUUCAUUCUCUGGAAGCGUGGAAAACAUAUUUACAAUCUAGAAGGUUUCGAGAAUGAAUCGAAGGUCAAAGGAAGGAGGAAGAGCUCCAUCAAUGUCUUUGGAGGAAGAAGGAAAUCAAUCACUUCUAGUAAGAUCCCAUCUCACAUGCUGACAUCAAAGGUCAACGUUCAUUGUAUGGACAUGAAGAUAGGUCGAAAGACAAAUCACGUGAUCAUUCUCAUACACGCCAAGAUCCCCUAUUACUUCAAAACACUGAAAGAGGAAGACAUCAAGCCUUGGUAUGAAGCUUUUUCUCGUGUUUCUAAAGAUAUGGAGACGAGGAAUACAGACAGAAAUCCUUCGGAAGACGUGGUCCUUCGUGCUAAAAAUCCUAACCACGAUAGCACGGCGAGUAGGGACAGUGGUCGAAGUUCGGAUGCAUCCUCCGUGCGAUGGUCGCAAGGUUCGUCUGGUAGUUGGAAUAGUGACAUCAUGAGCAGCUGUCCUCCAUCACCAUCGUUCAUGCCGAAUAACAUCCGGUUCGAGAUGGAUGAAACGGAGGACCACGGGGAGGACGAUGAUGAGGAUCACAUCACGCCGUUAUCAUCGGCGCAGAAAGCUCGACGAACACUCACAAAUUCGGUUAUCUACAAGAGUGUUGAAAGAAGCAACUCGUCUGAUGGAUCUAAGAAGAAGUAUGACUAUACCGAGGCGAGUUCUAAGGUCUAUGAUGCUGUAAUUCGAACAAGCUUCAUUGUCGAUGACGAUGACAAUUUUCCUCCAAGCUUCCCACAAAAAAGAAGAGGUCGUCGCGGUUCAGAACCAAAUCUACAGGUACCGGACGUUUUUCGUGAUCGUCAUAAGCAGGGCCAUUCUCCCAACCUAGACAGGGGAAUAACCUCCGAGUGGCCAGCCCCUCCUCCCCCACUAGUACCAGACAAACACCCUUCAUUCAAUUACUCAAACGUCAAUUCUGAACCUGUCUACGAAAAGUGUAAAGUAAAAGAAGACAUCGGCCGUUUGAUGUGGGAGCAGACAAAGGUAGCGGAUGGCAUCGUGGUUGAAUUCUCUAAAGCUGAGUUACUGGAUUCACUAAUCCUAAUCACCAUCAAUAAUGAAGUAUGGGUUGCUGGCUGGAAGAAAGACCUGAACAGCCAGUUGUAUGGUAAGCUACAUGUGGGUGAUAAACUGCAUCUAAUUAAUUCCCAAGUAGUGACAUCGGCAGAACUAGCCCUGGAAAUCAUCCGAACAACAGCUAUCGAUGAGAUAAAAGUUACACUGUAUCGGCUACCACAUGCUCAUCUACUGAACCUUAACAGAUCUGAUCACAAUAUCCAGUGGGGCAUUCAUCUCAAGUCUCAUAUCGAGAUAAAAUCGCUGACGGAUGGUCCUGCUGUAACAGAGGGACUUAAAGCUAAGGCUUCCUUCUCGGGGAAAACUUGUGACUGGGUCAUCACCGAGAUAAAUCUCCAACGCGUUCCUCUCGUCAGGAAUGGAAAAAAUCAGGAUUUGGUGAAAGCUGAACUCGAAGCGGACCAUUCAGAAGUCCCACUGGUACUACAACCUCAUGACUUCAUCAAGAAACUUGCUGAAGCUAUUGAGAAGAAACGGGGCUCUCAAUUCUACUGAAAGUCGUCACCUUCGACUGCCCUACGACUCAAUCAAGCGAUCAUGGGUUCGACAUCCUCAGCGGCAUUCCUUGCCAUCUUGAAGCAGAGCUACUUCUUACAUUGCCGUUAUAUCUGCCAUCUUGAAUAGAUCACAGAAUGUGAUAGUGUGGAUAUAAACAUGUUCAUAUCUUUAAUUACAGAGUUUGACAUUUUUACAGGUCUUAAAAUGGAAGUCCACUCUGAUAUUAAGUUGGUUUUUAAUAGAAGCAGAAAAUGAGAGGGACAGGUCAGUGAAAG
Strongylocentrotus purpuratus (purple sea urchin) is the source of this 2234-nucleotide messenger RNA. RefSeq lists its product as uncharacterized. Gene Ontology annotation, cellular component: plasma membrane; cytoplasm. The transcript has 12 exons. NCBI's taxonomy places the organism in Eukaryota, Metazoa, Echinodermata, Echinoidea, Camarodonta, Strongylocentrotidae. The record is from RefSeq and is a predicted model, not a curated record. Bases 238 to 1956 code for a protein of 572 amino acids.